Dermochelys coriacea (leatherback sea turtle) is the source of this 875-nucleotide messenger RNA. RefSeq names its product natural killer cells antigen CD94-like. The record is from RefSeq and is a predicted model, not a curated record. Lineage: Eukaryota; Metazoa; Chordata; Testudines; Dermochelyidae. The coding region runs from base 1 to 570 and encodes 189 amino acids. The transcript is spliced from 6 exons.
AUGAGUGUACACGAUUCCUCUGCUCCAUCUCCUGCAUGGAGGCUUAUAGCAGGGAUUUUGGGGAUCUUCUGUUUGGCUUUGCUCAUAGCAGUGGGGGUUUUGGCUGCAAAUUUUUUUCAGAUCUCCCUUGUACCAUGUAGACAGCACGAUAACCUCACCCAGCACCAGGAAAUUACCCAAGGGUGGAAGUUUCUUUGUCCAGAAAAUUGGUUUCCCCAUGGAGAGAAAUGUUAUAACUUUUCUACUGAAUCCAAACCUUGGCUGGAAAGUCAAAAGGCCUGCUCUUCUCAUGGCUCCAGACUCCUCCUGAUAGAAAACAAAGAAGAGCUGGACUUCAUUAGCCCCCUUGCAACUUCUCACUGGAUAGGAUUGUCACGUGAGAAGACCGACAGACCGUGGAUGUGGGGGAAUGGCACAGCUUUCUCCACUGACUGGUUUGCAGUAAAGAAAGGAUACAUUGAUGGAAACUGUGCAUAUGUCACAGGUCAAGAGCUCUCCUCUGGUCCAUGCAAAUAUGGAAAGCGCUAUAUUUGUGAGCAACUAGUUCUUUGGCCAAAGCCUGAGAUAUAGGCAUGAGAUGGAUCAUGGAAACCAUGAAAUCUGGGGCAUCCCAAACACCCUGACAAAUAUCCCCCAAUAAAUACUACCACUCUCAUCUUUUCCUCUUCAGAGGCUAUGUUCAUAUUAUAAAAUUGUAACACAUUUUGCUGUGACCACAUAUUGUUCAUGAGUCUGUCUCAAAAGGAGCUGGGAAUGGCCACUCAGAGUAAAAAGCAGAUAGUUAAAUCUAAUAAACCACAUGUCUUUUGGAUACUCACAGCCGAUCAGAGCCCUCCCACUAGAACCUGGUUUCUUUUUCCUUGUCCAGUUCAAUG